AUGAGCCAUUUAUUUAAUUUACCAUUUUCAUUUUCAAUUAAUCCUCAAACAUUAAAAAAUUUAUUACAACAUAGAAAAAAUAUUCAAUCAAAUACAAGUGAAGAUAAAUGGUCUGAAAAAGCUAUUAAAGGUUUAAUUAAACGUUUAACUAAAUCGUCAAUGAUUGAUGAUUUGCAAACAGCAUUAGAAGCACAAAGUUCACAAACACGUUGUGUUACUAUUUCAAGAGAAGCACAAAAUAAAUUAGUUGAACCAAAUCCAUCCCAAACAGUACGAAAAGCGUUUAAUGAUGUUACACCUGUUGUUGCUUUUUGUCGUAUAUGGCGUUGGCCAGAUUUAAAUACACAUUUAGAAUUACGACCAACAAAUACAUGUGUAUAUGCAUUUCAACAUGAAAAAGACCAAAUAUGUGUUAAUCCUUUUCAUUAUGAACGAGUUGUUGCACCAUUUAUUCCACCAGUUCAGGUACCUGUUUGUGAUCGUGCUGUAUUUGAUUCUACAACAAGUGAACGUAUGCAAAUACAACCAGAUUCAACUGUUCCUAUGGAUUUUGCUACAUCACCAACAGAUCAACAACGUACAGCUGUGAAUAGUCCAGCAAGUGUACAAGAUAAUUAUGAAGCAAUGACACCAACACAAGCCUCAAUUAAUCAACAACAAGUUGCAACAACAAAUUUUAAUGGUGUUCCAACAGCAUCUAUUGCUUAUGCUGAAACACCAUUUUGGUGUUCAAUACUUUAUUAUGAAUUAAAUCAACGUGUUGGUGAAACAUUUCAUGCAUCAUUAAAUUCACUUGUUAUUGAUGGUUUUUGUGAUCCAAAUGCAUCCGAUCGUUUUUGUCUUGGUUCAUUAACAAAUGUUAAUCGUAGUAGAGAAAGUGAAGUUUGUCGAAGUAUGAUUGGUAAUGGUGUUAGACUUUAUUAUAUUGGUGGUGAAGUAUUUGCUGAAUGUUUAUCUGAUACACCAAUAUUUGUUCAAAGUCCAAGUUGUAAUCAACGUUUUCAAUGGCAUCCAGCAACUGUUUGUAAAAUUCCACCACGUUGUAAUUUAAAAAUUUUCAGUAAUACAGAAUUUGCACAAAUGUUAAGAGAUACAAUUCAAUAUGGUUAUGAAGCUGUUUUUAAUCUUACACGAAUAUGUGCUAUUCGUAUGAGUUUUGUUAAGGGUUGGGGUGAAGAAUAUCGUCGACGUACUAUCAUGAGUACACCAUGUUGGGUAGAAAUUCAUCUAAAUGGUCCAAUGCAAUGGCUUGACAAUGUUCUACAACAAUUACCAGCACCUGGUAGUAUGUCCAGUAAAUAA
Rotaria sp. Silwood2 is the source of this 1302-nucleotide messenger RNA. NCBI's taxonomy places the organism in Eukaryota, Metazoa, Rotifera, Eurotatoria, Philodinida, Philodinidae. The record is from the annotation of a GenBank genome assembly.